This is a messenger RNA of Cladophialophora psammophila CBS 110553, 2517 nucleotides long. RefSeq lists its product as uncharacterized. The record is from RefSeq and is a predicted model, not a curated record. The coding region runs from base 1 to 2517 and encodes 838 amino acids. Lineage: Eukaryota; Fungi; Ascomycota; Eurotiomycetes; Chaetothyriales; Herpotrichiellaceae. Gene Ontology annotation, molecular function: RNA binding. The transcript has a single exon.
AUGACUGAUGCAGACCCUCCGCCAGAAGCCCAACGCUUUGGUAGAUCUCAAACGCCCGAGUCCCCUCGCCCGGUCCAUAUCCCUGAACCUUCGACGAUCCCGGUACUGCUAAACCAGAUGGACCCGGUCUUCAAUGACACCGAGACCUAUAAUAUUCCUCAUAAUCAAACUUUCUCUCCUUACUCGGACUCUGCUCGCGCUAUGAAUGAGAAUGAUACAAACGAUCCAAACUCGGAAGAGCAAGACGUUGUUCAAAACUUUCUGAGAGGCGCCGAGGAGGAAAACACUCGUCUCGAUGAUCCUGCUCAGCUCCCCUCCACAAACGGCCCGAUGGUCCAGAAUGAUGCCGACAUGGAAUCCAAUCUUUACUCAGCUCUUGCCAACGCUUCUGCGUAUCCACAGUCGUCUGAAGCCCAUGCCAAUCCACCUCCAGGUGCUGCCAGCCAGAUCCAAGAUCCUGCGCAAACGAGCAAUGAUACUUCGCCAGCCACUGAUUCCACUGCCAAUCCUGAUACUGGCAAUACUGCAUUACAAGCCGUUGGAGAGAGUACGUCUGAGCCAGAACCUGCCGUAAAGCCCAGCUUUCAGUCAAAUGAAGGCGGAGUAGACUAUCAGUCGCUUCUGGAUACCAUUUCUAAAUCUGCUUCUACUGCUCCUGCUGCAGACCCUGUGUCUGCUCCAACUUCUGCCACCUCGCUUGCCAACCAAGGAUCCCAAUCAUUGCUUCCCAUCCCAGGUUUACCCCCCAAGCCACCGACUCAAGCUCAAUCUUCAGAUUCUGCCGCUGUUCACACGCUUCCUAACCUCAACAACGAUCAAUUGGCGCAAUACCAACAAGUGAGUCCAGACCACGCCAGUGUCAAUGGCAUCGAUCAACCUACACUUGCGUCCGCGCAAUUCCAACCUCAAUCCAUUCCUUUGCAGGCGCCAGGUACAUGGCCGCAUUCUGCCAAUCAAGCGUCACCCACAAGCACUGAACAUACCUCUCCUGCCCAGCCUCUCCAGGCCCCCGAACCAGGAAGGGCAUUUGACCCGAAUGAACGUCCGUGGACCCCCAGAACACAAGCGCUUUAUGACUCAUUUCUUGAAGAUGAACGGAGGUAUGUGACAGAAGGGAUUUGGGACAAAUUUCCCCAGGGAUCACGUCUCUUUGUUGGUAACUUGCCCAGUGAAAAGGUCACUAAGCGUGACAUCUUUCAAAUUUUCCACAAACAUGGCAGACUUGCUCAGAUCUCCAUCAAGCAGGCGUACGGAUUCGUCCAGUAUCUAGAGGCAUCUUCAUGUCAAGCAGCGCUCCAGGCCGAACAAGGCGUUGAGAUUAGAGGAAGGAAGAUUCACCUCGAGAUAUCGAAGCCUCAAAAGAACACAAGAAGUCAACAAGGCCAGCAAGGAAGCAAAAGACGGCGCUCUCGAUCCCCAGACCGCGGUCACGCCCGUCAGGCCGACCGAUUUGGCCGUCCUAACUAUAGUGAUUUCCGCGAUGAGCGAGGAAGGCGCGAGGAGUAUCGACGAACCCCUUCGCCUCGAGGUUACCGGUCCAGAGACGAUUACCGGCCACCCACUCAAAGCCCUCGCUAUGGCGCUGGUGCGAGACCAGUUUCGCCUUUCACCAGCAACUUCUCAAAUCCACCCUCGGCGGGUUACGAUGAGGAGGCCGCCCUCCCCUUGCCUCGAAGAGACCCACGAGAUGUGCCGGACGUACAACUUCUCAUUCUGGAACCUUCAGUGGCUCCAAGCUUCAUGAACUGGAUCGAACAAGGCUUCCGUAACAAAGGAUUGCGGGCUUCGACAAUAUGGCUCAGCCCUCGGCUACCCCUCAACGCUGUUGUGAAACGGCAAAUUAUCGAAGGUGUGCAAGCUGUUGUGAAACUGACACAGGCCAAUCAGUACAAUAGCAAGAUACCCUUGCAGGUUUUUGAUAGGAGUCAGGGCACGUCGAAUGUCAACUUCAACGAAUACCUUGAUCUCGAUGUGCCCGUCGCCGCUGAUAUUGUCCUCCAUGCGCGACAAAAGGAGCGAGGAGGCGCACAGCAAAGUCCUCAAUCCUAUCAGCCACAAGGUUAUCCCCAAUAUGGAUACGGUCCGCCGCCACCACAAUACGCGCCAGCACCUUACCCUCCGCACCAGCAGCAGCAACAACACAAUCAGUUCCAGUACAGCCAGAAUUCCCAGUAUCAGAACCCAGCACAAACAUCUUUGAGUCCCACUUCGGCCACGAGUGCUCCAAAUCUACAACAAUUACUGGCAAAUCUUCGGCAGCCUGGUGAUGGGCAGCCAGACAGCGCUACGCCAAAUGGCAAACCCACCCCCGAUCUGGCAGGUCUUCUGAGUAACGUCGCCCGCCAACAGCAUGGCCACGGAGGAGUACAAUUUCCGUCGCCACAUGGCCCUCCGCCUCAGCAACAGCAGCCACAGCAGCAAGGUUAUGUGCCUGGCACACCGGCUUACGGAGCUGGGCCACAAUCACAGCAGAAUGUACAGAACAUUAUGGAGACCUUAGCGAGGUACAAUAGAUGA